Molecule: messenger RNA, 1829 nt
Organism: Paramacrobiotus metropolitanus
Lineage: Eukaryota; Metazoa; Tardigrada; Eutardigrada; Parachela; Macrobiotidae
Exons: 7
Coding region: 420-1628 (402 amino acids)
Cellular component (GO): cytoplasmic vesicle; plasma membrane
Source: RefSeq, a predicted model, not a curated record
UUCUUUUUCAGCUCACCGCUUCCAGUCGGUGCAAAAGUUAAAAUUAAUACGAACUUACGUAAAACAGACUAGCAGAGGAAGAGUUUUGUUUAUCAGUUUAUAUUUGCAAACCGCUACACUGUAUAAGCGGCUACAGCAGCAAAAACUAAAAACGAAUACGCAGCCGCGUAGAUGGCAGUUACGUCAAUAUCUCUUGUCAGCUUCGAAAAGCGGGCGGAAACCUUUGCGACACCAAUGUUGCUGCCUGUGUAUCUUCGACUGUUUCUUUUUUCCAAAGUUUUGACUUUUGCAUGAGAUUCCUAGAACAAGAAGUGCUAACAAUAAGUUCCAGUCGUCUUCUUGAUUUUAUUUGGCCUGGGAAUGUAGUAGCUGGGAUCAACUCUCGUGUGGGUAAAUAAGUUUGCUUUGAUCGGGGCACAAUGACGCUUCACGGGAAUGAUUUCGCCAUCAUACGCGAUGAAGGAAUGAUCCCAGCAGUCGAAGUUCUUGCGGAUGUGGAAGAGUACGCAUUAUUAACCGGAAUUUCCAAACCAGCAUUUCCGCGAUCGAAAAUAGCCGAUAAAGACAGAGAAAUGUACCGAGAGUAUGUGGCUCGUAGACUGCCCUACUUGCACACUGAGCGUGAUCGGGCACGUUCGCCAGAGCGGAUUCCAGACAUGGUUGAUAAAGUGGUGCCGGAGCGUAUUAGAAGUUUGUAUUCCGCAAUGCUGGAUGGAUUAAAUGGGCCUGAGUGGAAUUUGUUGCCGAUUGACGCGGAGUUUUUUAGUGCAAGGGAUGCGAUUUUGGAGGAACUUACAACAUUGGGAUUAGUUCAAAUGGGAAAAUCGGAAAACCUUUACGUAGGUUUGAUGGUUGUUUUCACGGCUGGCUUGAUUGCCAUUACUGCGGCGCAGCCUUUCCCGAAUUCGCAGUAUCCCAUGGCUGACGAAGCUUCCCGACCGCGUGGCCCUGUUAUCGAGCCUUAUUUUCACGGAUUCUACAACAGUACCCCGCACUUCGUCACCCUCAUCAUGGCCCUGCGCAGCCCGAACACGGCCGGCAUCGCCCUGGAUGUCAGUCCACCUGCAGUUGCGAGACUCGAUUGGAAUGCUUCCUUGCCGCGCGUAACCGUCCUGGCAUCCACCGCUUCCGAUGAAUUUGACAAGGCCAGUGAAGCGAUGCAGCGGGAGGAGGGUUGUCGUGUGGCGUGCGUGGAUCAUGGACAUUGUGAUGGCAUCACGCAUUUCUGCAUUUGCGAACCAUUCUGGACACCGAAUCCUUUUCGCCUGCAUUAUCACCGGUUUGAGACAAACUGCGAUUGGAACGUUUUUGUAGUAAUCGGAGUUCUGGUUGGAAUUGCCGGUGGUCUGCUUUUGCUUAGUGUUCUGUGCCAUGCCUGCUGUCGCCGCAUGGACAAAAAGGAAUCCCCGGCGUAUCGUCGAUACCGUCUGCUCAACGAAGAUGACAUGGAAGGAUUCGGUAAAACGGGUGCUGGAAUGCGUGUACCGAAACGUGCACAACUGGCCGAGUCGGACGAAGAAAGUGAAACAGUUUUCGAGGCCAAAAACCCCAAAUAUUAUGCACAAAACCAGUACGGCACAACUGUUCCAGUGAAAAUGCCCAAGAAGCAGUCUGCCGGUGUUGAUUAGAGAGUUCUCAUUUUUUUCUACCGGUGGUGCAUUUCGUAAUGUUCUCCUGUUUUUUUCUUCGUGUUUCGUCUGCGAUUGCGUUCGUGUUUUAUCCCAGUGGUGUAAUUAGAGAUGUAGCUCUUGGCUUCUUGCUGCAUAAAUACAUUUGAACUUCGAACAACUCACGUGAAUUAAAUGGACAACGAAAGAUUAUCACAGCUU